AUGACCGUCUCAGAGCAGCUUCGCCACGAUUUAGAAGAUGCGGCCAACCGCAUGCGCAUCUCGUCGAUCGAGAUGACAUGUGCGAGCAAGAGUGGACAUCCAACGUCUUCUACCUCUGCUGCCGAGAUCAUGUCAACCCUCUUCUUCUCGGAGAUGAAGUACGAUGUCGCUGAGCCAAAGUCCGCAUCUGCUGAUCGUUUCAUUCUCUCCAAGGGACACGCUUGCCCAAUCCUCUAUGCUGCCUGGGAAGAGGCUGGUCUCUUGUCUCACGAGCAGGUUCUUUCCCUCCGUAAAAUCGACUCUGAUAUCGAAGGACAUCCGACUCCUCGUCUCAAUUUCAUCGAUGUUGCCACUGGCUCGCUUGGACAGGGUCUUGGAGUCGCCACCGGAAUGGCUUACGUUGGAAAGUACAUCGACAAGGCCAGCUACCGUGUCUUCUGUCUUUUGGGAGACGGAGAAUCUGCCGAGGGAUCAGUCUGGGAAGCUGCUGCUUUUGCUUCCAUCUACAAGCUUGAUAAUCUUGUUGCUAUCGUCGAUGUCAACAGAUUGGGACAAAGUCAGGCUACUUCUCUCGGUCACGAUGUUGAGACCUACAAGGCUAGAUUCGCUGCCUUCGGAUUCAAUGCUAUUAUUGUCGAUGGACACAACGUUGAGGAGCUUCUCGCCGCUUACGAGACUGCUCGUAAUACUAAAGGAAAGCCAACGGCUCUUAUUGCCAAGACAUUGAAAGGAAAAGGAAUCGAAGGAAUUGAAAAUGAGGACAACUGGCACGGAAAGCCAGUACCAGCCGAAACCAUCAAUGCAAUUAAAGCUCGAUUCCACGGAAGUCAGAAAGGAAAGCUCGUCGCUCAAAAACCAAUCAACGAUGCCCCAGCAAUUGAUCUCCACGUUGGGUCCAUUAAGAUGCCAACACCAGAAUACAAGAAGGGAGAUAAGGUGGCAACCAGAGCUGCGUAUGGAACUGCUCUCGCAAAACUUGGUGAUGUGAACCCACGCGUCAUUGGACUCGACGGAGACACCAAGAACUCAACAUUCUCUGAGAAACUUCUCAAGAAGCACCCUGAUCAGUUCAUCGAAUGCUUCAUUGCUGAGCAAAAUCUUGUCGGAGUUGCAGUCGGAGCUCAGUGCCGUGAUCGUACUAUCCCAUUCACCAGUACCUUUGCCGCUUUCUUCACUCGUGCCACUGAUCAAAUUCGUAUGGCAGCAGUCUCUUUCGCAAACCUUAAGUGCGUUGGUUCGCACGUCGGAGUCUCGAUCGGAGAAGACGGACCAAGUCAAAUGGCACUUGAGGAUCUCGCUAUCUUCCGUACCAUUCCAGGAGCUACCGUGUUUUAUCCAACUGACGCAGUAUCCGCUGAAAGAGCUACCGAGUUGGCUGCCAACACGAAGGGAGUCGUUUUCAUCCGUACUGGACGUCCAGCUCUCCCAGUUCUUUAUGACAACGAGGAGCCAUUCCAUAUUGGACAAGCCAAGGUUGUCAAGCAAUCUGCUGAAGACAAGAUUGUUCUUGUUGGAUCGGGAGUCACAUUGUACGAGUCAUUGAAGGCUGCUGAGGAAUUGGAGAAGGAAGGAAUUCACGCCACUGUGAUCGAUCCAUUCACCAUCAAGCCACUCGAUGGAAAGACGAUUGCUGAGCAUGCUCUCAGAGUUGGAGGACGUGUCGUCACCACCGAAGACCACUACGCCGCCGGAGGAAUUGGAGAGGCGGUAUCAGCCGCUCUUGCUGAUUACCCUACCAUUCGUGUUCGUUCGUUGUACGUCAAGGAGGUUCCACGUUCCGGACCACCAGAUGCUCUCGUUGACUUGUACGGAAUUUCGGCUCGUCAUAUUGUUGCCGCCGUCAAGAACUUCCAUUAA
This is a messenger RNA of Caenorhabditis remanei, 1857 nucleotides long. RefSeq lists its product as uncharacterized. Gene Ontology annotation, molecular function: thiamine pyrophosphate binding; transketolase activity. Lineage: Eukaryota; Metazoa; Nematoda; Chromadorea; Rhabditida; Rhabditidae. The coding region runs from base 1 to 1857 and encodes 618 amino acids. The transcript is spliced from 4 exons. The record is from RefSeq and is a predicted model, not a curated record.